AAGUCGCGGAUCGGACGGCGUUUUCGAAGCCCGAGUCAUUAUCCGAAGCGACUCUGCGAAUCCGCAAGAAUUACACCUAUUUUCGCGUCAAUUAUCUCGCGGUGAUUGCUCUCAUCCUCGGAUUUUCGCUCGUUUCUCAUCCGUUUUCUCUAAUCCUUCUUGCCGGCCUUUUGUCGUCCUGGCUCUUCCUCUACCUCUUCCGUCCGUCGGAUCAGCCGCUGGUUCUCUUUGGCCGUACAUUCAAGGACAGCGAAACCCUAAUCCUCUUGGUUUGUCUCAGCGUCUUCGUCGUUUUCCUCACCAGCGUUGGAUCGGUCCUCGUCUCGGCUCUCAUGGUUGGCGUGGCUCUGGUAUGUGCCCACGGCGCGUUUAGGGUUCCUGAAGAUCUCUUCCUUGACGAACAAGAAACUGUAUCCACCGGAUUCCUCUCAUUCUUCAGCAGCGCGGCUUCCAACGCCGCCGCUGUCGGCGUGCCUGUGACUGCUCGCACGUGAUUUGAGUAGUCGAGGGGAUGGAAGCGCCUUCGGUCCCGGUAUCAGUAAAGGCAUUAAAUCUUGAAAAUUGGCGUAGACCAAAUAAGUUGCAGUUAUUUUUUUUUUCUUCUUUCUCUGUGCAAAAUUUCAGUUUAACGAUCCGUUCUUUACCGUAAGAUAGAAUAUGAUACUUCAAACGAUGUCUAUGAAUUCAAAAAUUUUCCUCUUUUCUUUUAUAAUGGAUCUUGUUACAUUUUGUAAUUUGAAUUUUGUUAUAACAAAUUGUGGGAUUUUAUUCUCCUA
Messenger RNA from Momordica charantia (bitter melon), 776 nucleotides. Its product is annotated as PRA1 family protein B4. The record is from RefSeq and is a predicted model, not a curated record. Gene Ontology annotation, cellular component: Golgi apparatus; endoplasmic reticulum. Gene Ontology annotation, biological process: vesicle-mediated transport. Lineage: Eukaryota; Viridiplantae; Streptophyta; Magnoliopsida; Cucurbitales; Cucurbitaceae.